UUGGACGAUUUUCAAAACAACCAGCAGAAAGUCUAUAUUUUCGAUACAACGCUCCGCGAUGCUGAACAGACACCCGGUGCUGCACUCGGUAUUGAGGAAAAGCUGGAGAUUGCCAAGCACCUCGCCAAAUUAAAUGUUGAUAUCAUUGAAGCCGGAUUCCCAAUUUCGUCGCCGGGAGAUUUCGAGGCUGUCAAACGGGUAGCCAACGAAGUUGAAGGACCGGAGAUCUGUGCACUCUCUCGCGUUGUGGAGAAGGACAUUACUGCCGCAUGGAAAGCUAUUGAGGACGCACCACGUGCCCGUAUCCACACUUUUGUCGGAACAUCACCGAUUCACAUGGGACGCAUUACACGGACGACCCCCGAAGAUACGCUGCGAAUGGCAACCGAUGCAGUCGCCUAUGCAAAGAGUUUGUGUGAAGGACACCCGGAUGCGAAUGUCGAAUUUUCACCAAUGGACGCGGGACGGACGGAAUUAGCGUUCCUUUAUGAAGUCGUUGAAGCGACCAUCGCUGCAGGCGCAACCGUCGUCAAUAUCCCGGAAACCGUCGGAUGGACAGUACCGACGGAAUUUGGGAACUUAAUUAAAGGCAUCAUAGAGAAUGUCCCAAAUGUUAACGAUGCCAUUAUCAGUGUACACUGUCAUAACGACCUCGGUUUAGCGGUGGCGAACAGUCUUAUAGCAGUGGAGCAAGGCGCGCGGCAGGUGGAAUGCACAAUCAACGGACUCGGAGAACGUGCUGGUAAUACUGCGCUGGAAGAGGUCGUCAUGGCGAUCCGAACUCGGCGUGACUACUUCAAAGGGUAUUACACCGACAUUAACGCGAAAGAAAUCGCCCCAAUCAGCCGGCGUGUGAGUCGGACGAUGGGCAUUGCCGUUCAACCGAACAAGGCGAUUGUCGGUGCGAACGCAUUCGCACACAGUUCGGGUAUCCAUCAGGACGGUAUCAUCAAAUCGCGCGUGACUUUUGAAAUCAUUGAUCCGAAAGAGAUCGGAUGGAAAGAGAGUCAACUGAUUCUCAGCCCGCGUUCCGGACGCAACGCACUCAGACACCGACUCAGCGAACUCGGCUACGAAGUGGAUGCCGAUCAGUUAGACAAAGUCUAUGAAAGAUUCCUGCGGGUCGCUGAUAAGAAAAAAGCAGUGCAGGAUGCCGACCUUGAGGCGAUAAUGAGCGAUGAGAUUCGCUCCAUUCCUGCUGUCUUUGAACUUGAUUACAUCCAAGUCGUCAGUGGAACGAGGAUCGCAUCGACAACGACGGUCGGUGUUCGGACGGAAAAUGGGGUAAUUGAGAAAGCCUCAACUGGGACGGACCGGUAG
Messenger RNA from Geodia barretti, 1320 nucleotides. Lineage: Eukaryota; Metazoa; Porifera; Demospongiae; Tetractinellida; Geodiidae. The record is from the annotation of a GenBank genome assembly.